AUGGUAGGCGUGGGCGUAGCGGAGGGCGGCGGGGACGGCUACUACGGCGAGUACUACCCCCCGGAGCAGUACUACAUGCCGGAGAUGUGCCCUCACCCUCAGCACCCACAGCAUGCGCAUAUGGCGUGCACUGUUCACGCUGACUAUGGUGGAAUGCCGGUGGUAACAUCAGCAACUAUGAUGCCGCCUCUUUUACCACCGGUGAUGGACGAGAAUAUGAGACAUUACCUGGUGGCGCAUCCUCAUGCACAGCCGCACCCACACCACGCGGCGCACCACCAGCCGCCGCACCACCAACCACCCCAUCACCAACCGCCCCCUCAUCACCAACCACCGCAUCAUUUUGGACCAACAAACGGUGCAGCGGGUCCUCAACACUUCUAUGGAGGUGGUUAUCCAACUCAUUUCCAUCACGUUCCACCCCACCACAUGCAACACUCACCACCACCUCCAGUGUACCACAAGGAUGAAAGAACUCAGCGGCAAUACUCUAAACUCAAACAGAAACUGGAACGCAAACACAUUAAUAGGAAUAAUGGAAUAGAAGUAAAUUCUGGUGCGAGCACGCCGUCAUUAUCACCAAGGAAAGAGUCAAAUGGUCGUGGUGGUAGUGGGAGUGGGGGAGCAUCAUCUGGUGCUUGGUCUGAGGGUGAAGGCUCGUCAGCGGGCGCCUCAAUACAGGGUGAUGAUGAGAAUGAUACACAGGCACUGCUAGAUCUUGUGUCUGCUACCCGAACACCGCAAGUUAGUGACGUGACUCCAACAAGUGCUCUCGUGCAAUGGAAUUCCCCUCUACCAGAAGGUGUCACUCUUCCAAAUGUGGACCUCACUUACGACCUCCUGCUUGGAGACCGGGGACGGUAUAAGGCUAUAUACAGUGGUUCAUCGCUAUCGUGUCGCGUAAGAGACUUGAGACCCGGAUGUGAAUACUCAGUGUGUCUGCAAAUCCGUGCGGGUGAGUUGACGGGUGCGGCGAGUGAGGCGGCUACAUUCCGCGCUCCACCGGCGCCGCCCGAACGACUGCCGGCGGCGCGCGUCACACAGAGAGCACGAACAUCGCUGUUGUUACGCUGGCCCUCCGCCACCGACAACGGAGCGCGAGUCACACACUACCUGCUGGAGAUGGACGCCGGGGAGGGCUUCGUGGAGCUCACCCGGCCCCGCACCAGACAACACACCGUCAAUAACUUGCAACCUCAGACGCGGUACCGCUUCCGGAUCGCGGCCGUCAACGAGUGCGGCCGCGGGGACUGGAGCGAGGAGACCGUUGUGUGGACCACGGGCUCCCCCCCGCCCGCCCCCGGACCACCCACGCUUGUUGCCGCCUCGCCGACGUCAUUGACUCUGACGUGGCAGCGCCGCGCGGACGAGGAGUUCGUCUUGCAGAUGGACGAUGUAUCAAGAGGACACGGAUUCCUACCCGUGUACAGCGGCUCGGACUGCACAUACGUGUGCGAUGGACUUAGGCGAGCGACGGAUUAUAGAUUUCGUUUGAGGAGCGAAACAGUCGACGGUCAAGGACCGUGGUCCGUGGAGGUCACCUACACCACGCCGCCCGAACGACCCUGUCCGCCGAGCAGACCCACACCCCGCGGGAAGAUACACUCCCGAGCGAUACGGCUGAGGUGGGACCCUCCUGCCGACAACGGAGGAGCCGCUGUGGACACUUACACGUUAGAAAUUGACGGCGGGGAAGGAUACAGCCUCGCUUACCAAGGACCGGAACGAGAGGCCCACUGUGACCGCCUCCUACCAGGAACACAGUACCACGCGCGAGUCAGGUGCUCGAACGUGGCCGGCACGAGUGACUGGUCGGCUAGCGAGACCGUCACCACUGAGGCGACCUGUCCCAGCGCGUGCCCCGCGCCGGAGACCAGCGGAGCGAGCCGCGCCACACACGCCACCGUGCGCUGGAGGGCGCCCGACUGUACUGGAGGGUCACCACUCACAGAAUAUCGCCUCGAACUGGCGGAUACUGAUGGUCUGGUGCGUUUGGCACACGUGGGCCCUGAAGCUGAAUGUGUUGUUCGGGAUUUACUUCCCGGCCGAGAAUACCGAGCGUGGGUGACGGCAUGCAACAGGGUCGGUGCCGGACCUCCGUCCCCAGCUCUGAGGUUCACCACACAGCCCGCACCUCCCGACGCGCCCGAACCUCCCGUCGUUCGUAUAGAGAGCCCCCGCACGGCUCUGGUCGAGUGGACCGCUCCAGCCAACAACGGCGCUCCUAUCAUCGAUUUCCGUCUCGAAAUGAGUGCGAGCAACGUAGACGACGCCUUCGCCGAGGUCUAUCGCGGACUGGACACCGUCUGUUCGAUAGGGAAACUGACUCCUUUCACGCCCUACUUCUUUAGGGUAAGAGCUACGAAUUCGGCCGGGAAAGGCCCUCGCUCAGCGGUCAACACCGCACUCACCCCUCGUGCGGUUCCCGCGGCGCCAACUGGGGUUCGACACGAAGGAACCUGUGAUUCUCUGAAAUUACACUGGCGAGUCCCGGCCAAUCACGGUGCGGACAUUCUAAAAUAUCGCGUGGAAGUAGACGAUACCGAGUUCGAUACAGAAGGACCCGUUCCGGAGAGGCUCGUGGAGGGCCUCGAGCCAGACACUGUGUAUCGAGUGAGAGUGGCAGCGGUCAACGAACUCGGACUCGGAGAUUGGUCGGAGGAGACGCUCGCCUCUACUCGACCGCGGCCACCAGCACCACCGGUAGUGAAGUUCGCUCAGGCCGCGCACAACCACCUGCGACUGGAGUGGGCCGGUCGGGAGGGGACACAGUACUGCGUGGAGAUGCGAGCUCCAGACGCCCGGGAGUUCCGUCCGGUGUACCGCGGCUACGCUCAUUCCUGUAAGGUGAAGAAGUUGCGUGAGGCGACCACCUACACGUUCCGGAUACGAGCCAGCGACGAGCGGGGCGGGCGCGGCGUGUGGUCCCCGCUGCUGACCGCGCGCACGGCCGCCGCGCCCCCCGCCGCGCCCCCCGCGCCCUCCGUCACGCUGGUCACCCCGCGGGCCGCGCUCGUCGCUUGGGAGCCGGUCGACGACGCCGACUACGUGCUGCAGAGCGCGCGCGGCAAGGACGCUGUCUUUAAAGAGGUUUACACAGGCGACGCGUCGCAGUUCCAAAUGGAGGAGUUGGAGUAUAACGUGGAGUACCAGGUGCGGGUGUGCGCGACCCGCGGCGGGCUGUGCAGCGCGUGGUCUCCGUGCAGUAAGGUGGUGGUGUCACCGCCGGCGGGUCGUGCGCGGCGUGUCCGUCCGUCUCGUCCGCUGUCCGCGAGUCACGCGGCGCUCAUGAUGGCGGGCGGGUUCCUGCUGGUGGCGGUGCUGGUGGCCGUGCUGCUCCAGCGCCUGGUGGAGCCUCGCCCGUGA
Molecule: messenger RNA, 3366 nt
Organism: Danaus chrysippus (African queen)
Lineage: Eukaryota; Metazoa; Arthropoda; Insecta; Lepidoptera; Nymphalidae
Source: the annotation of a GenBank genome assembly